UCGCCCCCGCCGCUCCUCGCUGCCGUGCCGGGCCCUCCUGCCCCAGCCCCUGCAGCCCUCGCCUGUGGCGGGGACCGAGCCGCCGCGGCAGCUGCCGUCCCUCCGCACCUGCCCCGGCCCGGCCGGGUGCGGCCCGGGGGAGGGGGGGAAGGCAGGCAGGAAGGAAGGCAGGCAGGCAGGCGGCCGCGCGUAGCCCCCGUGCCGGCGCCGCGGGGUGCCCGCGGGGGUGGGGCGGUGACCCCCAGAGCCGGCCCCCCGGCCUGCUGCCGCCUCGGUGGCGGCGCGGUUCGCCGGCCCCGGGAGAGCGGGGGCUGUCGUGUCUUCGGCCGUGCCUCCCGCCUACCUCCCACCCCCUCCACCCGCCUCCCAUCUUAUUCAUAGAAAGCAGAUUGUGUGAGCGGCCGACACUUGGGGCAGUGUGCACAGUUCUUGCUUGGGGUGGUUUCCUUUUUUUUUUUUAUUUUUUUUAUUACUAUUAUUUUUUAUGUGACCUCAUUGUCUCUUGGCUCGGUUACGAGUAGAGGCUUCUUCGCACCUAGACUGCGGCUUCCUGAGUGUUUACACAGCCGCAAAUGGGAGCUGGAGCUUGACAUUGCCCAGAGGCCCUGCUUAAGAUAUGUGUAAACAAUAAUAAAUCAAGUGCUAGUUGUAUCCUGAAAUAUUGCCUCAAUUAGCCACAUCUCCCGGGUCUCCAUGGUGUAGUCAAUAGCUUUCCCUAAUUCCCACAACACCAUCUGUAUGGCCCAGAGUUCACCAGUUAACAACAGAAGUAGUUAACGCACUUGUGUUAUACUUCUCUGUAGAUCUUACCACUAUCUGCUUUUAUUAUUUCUUAAAUAUUUUCUGUUGUCCUGAAUGGUAACAUAUAGUGUAAUUUUAGAGAGACAGUCUGCAGUUUGUUACCCCUUGUCAGUUAUGUCUACAUAAAUGACUAAUACGGUUUUGGAAGGCAGAAUGAGACUCUAGGUCUAGUACUGUACGCUUAUGGGUGAAUCUUUGGGCCGUGCAAUGAAUUAGUUUUGGGUUUUUUUUUAUUGUCACCUACAGUUAAGAGCUGUCCAGGCAAGACUCAUUUUUGUCCUUGCCCCUGUUUGGAAUACGUUUUAUGCAUUCCAUUAAACAGAUCAAAGGCAUAGGGAGCAUGAACAGUAUGUUCUGGUCUGUACGUGUUGGAAAACACUUGAGCCAGCAUCCUAUGGAGGUAGCAAGAGGGUGUAGAUCACUUUCAGUCUAUGCUAAAUAUCCUGUCAAAUUGUUGUGGUUUUUUUUAAUACUAAAAAAUUAUUUUGUAGUCUUUAGUUCAUAAUACUGUUCAAUAUGUUAUUCUAGAGCAUGCUCUGCACAGAGUUUUACCAGGGCAGAUUUUUUAUUAGAAUUAUAACAAUAACUUAAGAAAUUUAUGCACCUGGCUAUUCUCCAUACUAUGAAUACACUUACAGGUUGUUCCUUUUCCUCUAUGGGAUGUAAAUGUUUAUGGUCUGCCUGUGCUAUGGAGUUAUAUCCCUUUAGUUACAUAUGUGUAGUUAAGGUGAUCUAGCUUCUGCAGCUGGGUAAGUGCUGAAGUCUUAUUCUUGAACAAGACCUUGCUAGCUGUACGUACACAUUUUAUGGAUUGUACUGAACCAGGAGACAAAUUGUUGUGAUUGUAUCAGAAAUCCAUCUGUGUAUUUCAAGAUCUUGUCGUUGAUAGUCUCCAGCAACAGCAUUUUAAGUGCCUUUUCCAAGUAGCUCUGUAAAACAAAAUUGCAGAAUUGCGCUUUCCUGUGUGUAGCCAUAUAUAAUUAUUACAAUUAAAUUUUAAAAAAACUUGUGAGGAGAAAAACCCCCAAACAUUUCACAUUUUUUCAGUCUGAAGAAACAAUUUCACACUUCUUGGUAUGUCACUGGUUUUAAUCUAUCCAAAAUAAGUAAUUAUAGUUUUUUUUAUGUAUGUUCCAUCUUCAGUUUAUUUUAUUUAGUGUAUAGCAUAUUUUUACUGUUAACUGUUACCACUUCACAUAUUUUCCUGUCAUUUUAUGAUUAUCUCCAGGAAUACUUCGGUGAAGGUUUCACCAUGUUUUGGUGUGGGUUUUUUUCAGUGUAAACUUCAAUGAAAUGGUGAAAGGUGUCAGUCUGUUUACUUUAUUGCAGGGUAGAGAUACUUAGUGUAGGGGCUAUUGCUCUGCACUGAAGCUUUGAAGAGUGAUACUGUUCAUUCUCAUUGAUCUCAUGAGUGAUUUGGGGGCAUGCAUUUUUUUUUUAUCUGUGCAUAUAUAUCCUCCUGUACAUAAAAUGAAUAUUAAUACCUGUCUCAUAUCUGAAUUGGGUCUUAUCAUGUAGUUAAAGUGCUUUGCUGGACCGGAAUUUAUUUUGGUGCUGUUUCCUGUGUGCUAAUAGGAAAACUGGGAGUUCUCCAAUUUUUGUGUAUGUUUUUGUUGUGGUUAGUUGGGGUUUUAUUUUGUAUUUGGAAAAUCCACUUUAGCAUGUAAAAAUUCUAAUAGUAAUUUACAGCCUUGAUUUGUACUCUUUCUUAAUCUAGAUAAAAUUACAAAGAUUCAGAUUAUCUUUUGGAUAUAAAAAUAACAUUUUAAAACUAACUCCUUGCAGUCUUCCAUUAGUACAACAGAAAGGAGCUUAGAACGGGUUAAAUAUAUGUUUAUUCUAAAUACUUCAGUCAUAAAAUGAAUGUCUUCUAGAAGCUGUACUUUCAGAAUUUUUAUUUCCAGCUGUAUUUUUCUUACACCUCUCCCUGUACUUUAAAUGCAGUGCUGUAACAAAGUGAUAAUAAUUCUGAUUGCUACCACAGCAAAUUUAGAAAAGUUUUGGAGCAAUUCAAUUUCCUGGAAAAUAAUAACUCUUUUGCUAUUACUAAGAUCUCUACUAACGGCUAGGGGUGAACGAUCCACAGAACCACUACUGGGAUAGUGGAUCUGCUUGUUCUAAUGGCUCUGUUAAUGUCCUGAAUGAAGAGAGAUGUAGUCCCAGUUGUAUUUCAGAGUAUUAUGUAGUGGUUUGGGAGCCAAAUGUUAACUUUGCAAAACUGGCACACAUGUGAAAGCUUACAAUAAAGCAGAUUAAUAUUUUUAUUUUGGUAUAAACGAGACUGAAUUAUUUUCUGGUGUGUGAAAUUUAAAAUUCCACAAGUGUUACUUCUCUCUUGCAGCAGCUGGUUGCUUCAGUCUUGCUUGUUAGAAGAGUCUGUAGGUUUAACAAAUGAUAAGUCUCAGGGGGAGGGGUGGUAUUUUACCAUGGCUUAAUGCUGUACAAAAUGUAAAACGACUUACUGCUCUUCUAAGCAAGAGGAUUCCAAGAGCAAGGAAAAAAGCUGCUAAUAGAGUUCUUUGCUUGCUUGCUGCCAGAUGUUGCCAAAAUAUUUAUACCCAGACCGUUAUAGUUCUCCCCAAGAAAACUGAAUGCUGAAGUUCUGCUAGCAGGUUCUUGACUUUAUUCAGCAAGAUUGUUUCAUGCUGGAACUGUAGAACAUGGCUAUCACCAAGUGGAACUAGCAGUGAGGUAGAAAAUAACACCAAGAAUCUGGCAAUACCAAUCUUACUUGUUCGUGAAGCGCUGGCAUACUUUUAGGGAGUUGGCAAAGAGCAGCAACCUUGGGCAACACCAAGUUGUGUGGGUUACUGAAGCACAGAAGGAAGUUGGUGUUAGAAGUGAAAAUAAAAGUUAGGUCUGCUUGUUAUCACGUGCUUGGGAAUCAUCUUUCAUGUGAACACGCUUGUCUGUUUUUAAUAUAGUAACUACUAUAAUACAGUAACUACUCCAGGCCAUGUUCUCAAUUUUUUCUGUGUAUGUGUAGAAAAGAGCUAUUUGCUGUUAAAUAAGAAGGCCAUUUAACUACUUAAACAGUCAAAAGGCGAUUUUUGAAAAUGGGAGCUGACUGUGAUAAUCACAUACUGUCCCUUAGCCUGCUGUACCUGUGGUCUGUAACUGUCAUCUUCUGUGGCUUACAGUAAAUUCAAGCAAAAAAAGUAAAAUAUAGUAGCUUACUGCUGGUGUCUCAAAAGAGGGGUAAUUUAAAUUUUUUUUUUUCUCAACAUCAAAUUCCAGUUUAUGAGCUUUUGAAAUUGCCUGUGUUUUUUCUUGAGGACAGGGGAAGCUAGGAAACAUGGCUAUGCUUCACAUCCUGCUUAGCUUUUUUUCUUUUUUUUUUUUUUUUGUUUUUUUUUCCAAAUUACAUAGCAAAAAAAACAAAGGGAAAAGGGUAUUAUAAUAGUUACUAUUGAAAAAUCAAGUCCAAGUCUUUUAUAUUCAAAGGAAGUAGAGGCAAUUAUGAAACAGGAAUUGGAGCACUAUAUGUGUUUAACAUGGCUAGAGAGUAUGGUAGUAAAAAUGUGUGCUCUGUGUUGUAUGUUUUAUAACUAAAGAAAUUCCAGGUCAGUCCAUGAUCACCUAAUGUAUGUGUUCUAGACCAUUUUUUUGUGUUCUAGGAGUGAUUGAUGCCAGGAGUAAGGUUAUCUGGUUUGUUUUGUUUUUGUUGUUUUUUUUAAAUUUAUUUUGAGAUGUUGUUUUCAAUGGCUUAUUAGUCAUACUGGAAUUUGCUGUGAUGGGUAUUCCAGAAACUUUCAGCUAAAAUGAUUCAGCAUUUUGAAAAUUACUUUGAGAGAAAGUAAAUAUGUUAAUUUAAAGGAGGGGAAAAUGCUUGUUUGACUUAUUUAAGAACAUAUCAGCACUUCAGUUCUGGAAUUUAUUGUUGCAGAGGAGAGAGGGGAACAUCCACAUGGAGCAUAUGGCUGUUCCUUGGAAAACUUCUACAAAUCAUAUGCUCUUUAAACACUUGUUCAUGUAUGCUACUUGGCAAAUAUGAACUAUCUGAAUAUUCCAUGUAACAUGAGUAUCUUCCUCUCUGUUGAUCCUUGCAUGUGAACUGACUGUGCGGUUACCGUCUGGACCAAGUAGUUUAGCAUGAUGUGUCACACAGCGGUAGGCGAUGGGGAAGUUUAGUCCUAGUCUUUCUUUAUCUGUGCUUCUCCCCAAACCCCAGAAUGCUUAGACAGCAGUCAUGCUCAUGGAGGGAUGGAUCGAAACUGCCAUGCGGGGAGAGGUGGGGAACAAAGGUUGAUGCUUGUUGUAAAUGCAGUAGGCCCAGGAACUUGAAAGGGAUGAUACUAGCAAAACUACAAAUGGUUGGAAGUGGGGGUAACGAGAGAGUGAGAGGUGAGAAAGAGGACAAGGUGUAUGAUGGUGCGGAGGAAACAUUGUGUAAUGGUAGUAUGAGGCUGAAGAGCAGAAAGGACGUGGAUAGGAUGGUAUUGGAGCAGGAAGAGCACUGACAGCAGGAACGGAAGAGGAUAGAACACAACACAUCUUCCUUGCAAAAAAACAGUUGAACUCAUUGCUUCUGGUUUGCUGUUACUAAAGAGUAGUGGACAAAGUGGAGCAGGAAAGGAAGAAUUUUUAUAUAAUCACCAUUUUGAAAGGAAAAUAACAGUUCGUUUUAUGGCCUACACUUAGCAGCAGAACAAAGUUGUUCAUGUUCAUCCAAACAUCAGAGUCAAAAGAGGGAAGAUUCUGGAAAAGUUACCAAGGACUGAAACUGGAUUUGUCAGAGUUGCAAGACCAGGAUUUUGUUACUCAGUUGGUCCAAACUGAUGCUUGGUUCAUUGACAGGCUCAUUAUUUCUGAAAUAAUAAAGGACAUAAAAUAACUGACAAUGGAAAAUGUUAAUUUUAAAUGUUUCUGUGCCAAAAGUGUGUAGAGGGGAUUUUCAUAUGCAAUCAAGAUCUUAAAUCUAUUUUAAAUGCAGUUAUUAGAUAAAUAAAACUCUUCUUCAUCCUUUGAGUGUACUUCAGUAGCAUUAGGAAUUCAGGCUUUCAUAGAAAGAAACAUUAGAAACUUUCAUGGUUUUUUAAUAAAAAUGUUGGAAAACUUACAUAUGCUUACAUAAACUGCUUGCUAACACUGAAGUAUUCAACAGCAAUAAAGGCAUAGUGAGAUUGGUGGUUAUUCUGUGUCUUCUUUAUGAAACUGCAAAGUAUAAACACAAGAUUAAUUUCAAUCAUAGUUUAUUGGGUGCUGAUACAAAUAAUGAUAAAAACAGGAUUUCCUGUUGAUUUGGUUUAAUUUGUCUGGAAGGAUAUGAUAAAAUGAGUGUCUCCACAGUAAUAUUCCAUACAUGCUUGUGUGGAUAUUCCAGAGGCUUCAAUGGCAAAGGAACAGAAUUGUCGCUGUCACAUAGACAAACCUGCUUAUCCAUGUGGAGAAUGCUGGGGAAACUUGGAGAGUGGAGUUCUGUUUGGGGUUUUGUUUUGUUGUUUUUUUCCCUAACGAAAUUGUGUUUGAAAAAAUAACUAAGUAUCAUUUAGUAGGAAAGUUGUACUAGAAUCUGUUCCAACUGGGGAAUUGCUGAUACACUUCCUCUGGUAUGUAAGGGGUUUUUGGUAGUCUUUCUACUGCAGCAGGGCAGGUAACUACAUUAUGCUCUUGAUUUUGGUGUCUAAAACUUUAUGAUGACGACACAUCUGGUAAAUAUUGAGGCGAAAAAGUAUUUCUCUGUCCAGUGACAAGUCGGAAUGUGUGAGGAGUCUUGAUACAUGUGCUAGGAUUCACAAGCAAGAGCUGUACAAAUCCUUUAGUUUGCAGUUUGAAGAAUACAGGGGGGAAAAACCCUGAAGGAAUCUUCAUUUGCUGUGUAAAUAUUAGGGAUGAAUGAGGGAGUGAUGGGUAAUAUAUUUGCUUUCUCAUACCCUAAUCCCCUAGGAGUCUUGUAGCAAUUAAAGCUUUGGUUUCUUUUUACCAAAAUUUCUGUUUAGUCCUCUUCAUUCCUUACUAUUACUUUAUGGAGCUGAUAAAGCUCGGUCAAAUUACAAUGUGAAAUGGGUAGGAGGAACUGAGUUGCUGUAGGAAGUCUCUUGGAUUUGAGAAUCUUUUUAACGGUAGGUAGGAAGGCAGGAGAACUGCCAGGGGAUUUUCUUCUGCAAUGGAGGCAGGAUACCCAAGUGUACUGCAGUGACAUUAUUUUAUUACUAGAUUGGGUAGGAUUUACCAUUUUUCUCUUCCUUGUUGUUAGGAAGCACUGUGGUAAAUUGGUGAUUACAUGAACCAUGUACAUGAAUCAUGAAUGUAAACUAUGGUCGUGCAUGCUUCCCACGAAAUAUGCAGGUGUAAAUACAGAGCAUGUAUGCAGAAUUAAGGAGCUGAAGUUCUUCAAAAGACCCAGAUGCCCUUAAUUCUGCUUUUGUGCCUCGAAAAAUUUAUAUUAUCUUACGCAUGCUUAAUACCCAUUUUAUAAGUUCUGCAUGUGCAGUUUUAAAGUGUCACACUUUUUUUAUACUACUUUUUAAAUAUUUGGCACCUGCAAAUAAGAGAAUUUCCAGAACUCCUUUAAAAUAUUAAAAGCAGAGUUAACACAAAGAUUGAAUUGCUAAAGGAACACAAAUCUUUUAAUGGUGUGGUUUGUUGUUUGUCAUGCUAUGUGACAUUGUGGUGGUGCUUGGAAGAGUCUGAAAUAAAUACUUAGUAUGGCUUGUUAAGUUUUGAAAUGGGAUCAUAUAAAAAGAGGAUGCCAUGAAAUAUUAAUGGGACAACAAAGCAGUAUGUAUAAUGUUGGAGAGCUCUUGCUGUAUAAAGUCAGUGCUACAUAGUAUGUGUGUUCAAAAUCCUACAGGCAAAGAGAAGUUUAUGAUAGCUUGUAGUGUAGCCUGUAUUUCUGAAGAAAUGUAACUUUAGUGGUAGAUUUAAAUUUAUUUCUAAUUUUCAGUUUCUUGAAGUAUAAUAUGCAUUCAGUUUCUUAAUGUAAUCUCAUAGUCACCUAUAUUAAUAAAUAAAUAACUGUCUUGCUCCACCACACAAUAGAAGGAAAAAAGUAGCACAAGUCUUAUUUUACUGCAGCUGAAAAUUGGUUUUGUGGCUUUUUAGGGCUUGUCUCCAAGGGAAAUUUAUGGCAUAGGUGUUGUGUAAUAACUGUUUAGCUGUAUCUGUGUAGUGCAGCUCGCGGAGGUUGGCGUUACAUUCUUGAACAGCAACAUUAUAUUUUUAAAAGUACGAUACUCUAAAUAAUAGCUGUACUUAGUACGUAUAUAAGAUAGAGGAAAUGAAAGCCACCUUGCUGCUGAAUGAGGGGUACAUUCUUACUGUGCACAGUUUUAAUAAACUUGUAUGCAUCAACUUCAUAUUGAUUUGUUUGUCUUAUUUUUUGUCACUUUGUAGUCAGGUUGAUGGAGAUAGGUAACCACUGCAGCUAAGAUAGAAUGAAUGCUGUGAUGGCAUAUUGUCAUAUAUACUCUUACCUAUUGCUUCAUUAUUAUUAUUAUUUGAGUCGAUAAAAUAUAGCUCUGUCUUGAUUUUGGUGUCUACUAGUAUUUUUACAUGUGAAUAUAUACACAGGUCUUUAUUUCUUUCUAGCUUACACGCAAAAUGAGAGAAUUACUGAACAGUGGGUUCUUUUAUGCUUGAAUGAAUAAGGUUAUAUUUUACUCUGUAGUAAAAACUUCGAUCAUGAUACUCUGAGUGACAAAACAAGUUGCCCAUAGUUCUGGUUUCAUUGUUAAGUAUUUUCUUUGUUGUGAUAACCUGACUUUAAAGCUUGUCUGCAAGAGGAAUAAAGGAAAAAAAAACAAAAUGGCAAUAACAAUUCCAAGUUUAAGCUCCACAUUGUCUUGGUAUUGUCUCCAGCUUUUAACAGGUGUAUCUGCUCCCUGUUCUUGCCCCCACUGGGAUAUAUGAGAGGACAUAACAUGAAAGCUCAGAUCUCUCGUUUUCUUGUUUGAUAUGUUUUAGGGUAGACUCUAGUCUUAAUUACUGUCAAAGAAGGAAAUAUGACUGCAAUGUUCUCUGGCUUCUUCCCAGUGAGACUUUUUCCUCUGCAGCAACUUUCAAUUGGGCCUGCAUUUCUUCAGUACCUUUUACUUUCUGCCCUCAGUGUCUCAUACACUAUCUAGAAACUUGCCUGUUUCCAGAGUUUCAGUGGAAGGCACCGCAGGCAAGGGCUACUUUCUUCUUUAUACAUUAAAUAUUUUUGAGAGACCAGAUCUGGCAACAGUGGUGCAAUCAGUUCUUUGCUGCAGUUGUUUCUGAAUGAAGGGAUAAGGUUUUUCAGAUUUGCAGUGGUGAAGUAGUCUUUCUUUAUGUCUGAACAGAGAGAAGAAAUAGAUAAUCCAAAUUUAUCUGGCAGUGGCCUACAUUCAGUAGAUGCUAUGAAUAGAGAGAAGUCCCCUAUUGGAAAAUAACAGUAAGUUGAGGUUUUUGUCCUCUACAUUGUACAUCACUGGGAUUAACUGCUGGAACAAGAUAAUGUCUUCUUCAUGAGUUGAAAAAAAGGGGAAAAUUUGCUCAUACUUACGAUGAUUUGACAUAAUUAACGUUUUAUUAACCAUGAUGGCAACACAGACAUUAAGUAUAGACAACUAUCAAGAUGGACAACAGAUGCAAGUGGUAACAGAGUUAAAAACUGAACAAGAUCCCAACUGCUCUGAAACUGAUGCAGAAGGGGUGAGUCCUGCCCCUGUAGAAUCUCAAACUCCAAUGGAUGCAGACAAGCAGGCCAUUUACAGGCACCCACUAUUUCCCUUGUUAGCACUAUUAUUUGAAAAAUGUGAACAAUCUACACAAGGCUCAGAAGGCACAACUUCUGCUAGUUUUGAUGUAGAUAUAGAAAAUUUCGUAAGGAAGCAGGAGAAAGAAGGAAAACCUUUUUUCUGUGAAGAUCCAGAAACUGAUAAUUUGGAUCUAAUACCAUUAGCUGUCCGAGUUUGUGAGUCUUUUUCUCGCAGUAAGCAUGUUAAGUGUUCUCAUCAUAUGGUAAAAGCAAUCCAAGUUCUACGUAUCCAUCUCCUUGAGCUAGAAAAGGUUAAUGAACUCUGCAAGGAUUUCUGUAGUCGUUACAUUGCCUGCCUGAAGACAAAAAUGAACAGUGAAACUCUAUUAAGUGGAGAGCCUGGAAGUCCUUAUUCACCUGUGCAAUCUCAGCAAAUUCCAAGUGCCAUUGCAGGCACACUCAGUCCCCAAGGGAUUAUGGUGCCAGCAUCAGCAUUGCAGCAGGGAAAUGUAACUAUGGCAACAGUAGCAGGUGGGACAGUGUACCAGCCAGUCACUGUGGUCACUCCACAAGGUCAAGUGGUGACACAAGCACUGUCACCUGGCACUAUUCGGAUCCAGAACUCUCAGCUUCAGUUGCAAUUAAACCAAGAUCUAGGCAUCUUGCAUCAAGAUGAUGGCUCAUCAAAAAACAAAAGAGGAGUUCUUCCGAAGCACGCUACAAAUGUGAUGAGAUCUUGGCUUUUUCAGCACAUAGGGCAUCCAUAUCCAACAGAGGAUGAAAAGAAACAGAUUGCAGCACAAACAAAUCUGACACUACUCCAGGUUAACAAUUGGUUUAUCAAUGCUAGAAGGCGAAUUCUUCAGCCGAUGCUGGAUUCCAGUUGUUCUGAAACUCCAAAAACAAAGAAGAAAACAGCACAGAACCGACCAGUUCAGAGGUUCUGGCCUGACUCCAUUGCCUCAGGAGUUGCUCAGCAGCAAUCUAAUGAGCUAACGAUGUCAGAUGGUGCUGUUGUAACAAUUACAGCUCCAGUCAACAUGAAUGUAGACAGUCUGCAGUCUUUGUCAUCCGAUGGUGCUACUUUGGCUGUUCAGCAAGUUAUGAUGGCAGGGCAAAGUGAGGAUGAGUCUGUAGACAGCGGUGAAGAUGAUGGAGGAGACCUCUCGACAACAAAUAUCAGUGGGCUGGUCUUGGAUAACAGCGAUUCUCUGCAGUAGGAAGCAAUGUGACAAAACGUUUAGGAAAAAGAAUGGACUGACUGACUGUUUUUAUAGUUUGCACAGCAAACAUUUUACACAAGUUUUAUUUCUAAUAUGUUUUAUAUGUAGAUAUAGAAGGGUGCACUUUUUUGUAUUUCAUAGUAAGCUUAAAGAGUGUUUUUGCAGGUGCAGCAACUUCUUUCAAAUGUGUUUUUUCAUUUGUUUUCCUUUUCUUAUUCCAGAAAAUUAUAUCUAGUAAUAUAAAGAACCACAUAAGCACCCCUUUGUUCUAUUAAUUGGAAGUGCUGCAAUUUCUAAAGAAUUAUGCAGUUUCAAUUAGUGCUGUUAUUUAAGACAGCUCUUGAUGGGCAGGUGAUGUACAUUUAAAGCAUGUGACACUAGUGUGUGGAACUUGAUCAUUGAGUUAGAUGCAUAUAUUUGAAAGAUGCUUCUGCACCUUAAAAACUGCUAGUCUGAGGUGGACAGCAACACACAUAAAAAGAAAAUGUUGAUGUGUGAUUCAGUAGCGAAUGUAUGGCAAUUUAAAUAAGUUUAGUUUCUCUCAUAGUCUGUGAGCCUGUUUAUCAUUUGCUAUAAAAACUCCUAUUUUUACCUUGCCGGGAUUAUUGGAUAAAAAAUAUUUUUAUAAAUUCACUAGGAAUUGGGAUGACGACUGUAUUAAGCAGGAGGGGGAAAAAAAAAAGUUUCCAGAGGGGAAAAAUAAAUGUUUAGUAUUCCUAUUUGGAAGGUCUGAAAAUUGACCCAAUUUAAUAAACAAGCCUACGCUAGCAUUCUAUGAUUCUCAGCUAUCCCACAGUGAUAUACUAUAUUUGAUAACAACAUAAGAAGGGCCCACUGUUUGGUGGGAUUUUGGUAUCAUCAAAUAUUGCUUUAUAUUAUGUGUAAACUGAUGUUCAAAUUACAUAAACUCUGUAUCUAGACUUGUAUCUGAAAAUAUUUGCUAAAGGCAUAUUCAGGUAAGUAAACUUUUCCAGUUAUUAGAAAAAUUCAACAAUUUAUAGUUUGUACAACUGAAUCUGAAAAAUGAGAAGUUGCCUACUAUACAGUCAUGAAUUCUACUAUCACUGCUAUUUUCUUGCAUUUGAAAUAUUUUCCCCUGAUACAAAAAGAAAUGUAACUUACGGAUUUAUAUAAAAUUUCUUCAAAUCUGAAGGUUACUACCAGAAUAUACAGCAGGCUUUAUUAGAGUAGAAAAUCCUGUGUGUCAUCUAAAAACUAAGAGCUAGUGAUGGCAACACUUUUUUUUUUUUUGGUGUGUGUGGUAACAGUUCACUUGUUUUUUUCCCCCCAAAGUUUAGAGUCUUUGUCUGUCUAUCCAUGAACACUUUGGAACUUUGUAUUUCCCGUGGUUAAGUAUAAAUAAUAGACUCCAAGAGUCUCAUGGUAAAAUCAACAUCCUCUUUUCCCCCUGCCCUUUUGUCACAAUGCCGGGUUAGAUCAAAGCCAGAACUUCUGAUUUAGACCAAACCUAGUUGCAGCACUAACAUGACAGGGAAAAAGAUGUUAGCUUUUAGAACCUUUAGACAUUGUAUUUGAACAAAGCCCUUUGAUGGAUGCAAAUAUUUAAUCGGAUACUUAAUUUCUGCUUCACAAAACCUUUGGGCAUGUGCUUAAAUGGUUGAAAGCUGGUCUUUAAAGAUUAUCUUCCAAGGCAAGAAAAAGUUAUGAAGAGAAACUUCAGGAGGAGAUGUCAGUAGUAUUGGCAUCCAUGCAUGGAGAAUAAUACGUUCACAAUGACUGAUAGCUAUUGUGAAGAAUUUGCCUUGGUUUUUACUCAACACAAGUUAUGUUUCUGCCAUUGGCUUUCACUUAUUCCUGGCUGCAGAUCUUGCUUCUUAGUUCAAAUGCUGUAAUGAUUGAUCUACUCCAGCUGGAGUGAUAAUUUCUUAAUUUUUCUUCUGACAUCUCUGCUUUGCCACUAAAGUGCCAUGUUUUAAAGAGCACAGUAAAAGACUAAUGAAAGAUUUAAUUAUGAAAGCUUUGAUACAGCAUAACUGUCUCAAAGACUAUUGUGUCAAAUCCAGUUUGGCCCCCCAAAAAAAUUUAAAAAUGGAUACCAUGUACGAAUCAUGCUCUUUUGGAAACUUUCAACCUACUGCUCCUACAAAGAACACCCGAGAUUACUAAAUCUGUGGGACAGAUUCUGUAUUUUUCUAUUUAGUUGUUUUGUUUGUUUGUUUGCUUUAAUUUAAGUGCUCCAUUACCCCACAGUUUUGGUUAUAUUAUAGGUAAUACUUGUCGGUUGUUUGUUUUUUUUAAUUAAGUUACUUUUGUUCAUGUUUAAUAGUGUGUUAAUCCUUCUAGCACGUAGGCAUAUGAAUAGUCUACUUCUCAGUGUGUACAGGCCUAUGGACAAGUAAGUGCUUUUCCAAAUCUACCUAUGCUGGAGGAACAGGCCAUUUCUGACUGUCUCCUUUCCCUCCCUGACCAGUUGUUGCUGCCUCAGUUCUACCACCAGAGCUUUUCCCAGCCUGCUUUGAGAUAUUCUAGGAAGCAGCUCAGCCAGCAGAUCUGUUGGGAUAGCAAGUAGUGAAGGAAAGGGAAAAAAACAAAAUAGGCAAAAAACUUCAGUGGUUUGGAGAUAAAUGUGGUAAUGGGUAUUUGCUCACACUUCAAAACUGUGAGAACUGAGGCCUUAAAAAGAGAGAGGGUAUUAAAACCAUUUAAUAUCUAUUCAGCUGGUUGGAAAAGGGUUCAGGAAUGUGUAGUUUAUGUGCCACUUGGGACUCAGUUGUAAACAAUCAGGCAUCAGGGUUUGCAAAAUUCGGAAAGUUUAUUUUUCAGAAAGAAACCAUUAUGUGGUUAGCUUUUUGUUCUCCUCACCUUACAUGCAGCAGAAGUUUUCUUCUGAAACAUUUGUGACCUUGUCUUCUGCUAGUUUAUCAAUACAUAGAAAGUGAAGUUGACAGAAUUUACUGUGAAAAGGGAAUUGUGUAGUAGUUUUACUGUCAAAUUAGAAACUUAAAAACAUAGGGACAGGAAUCCCUAAAACUGAAAAGGCUUUACCAGCGUAAUCAAAAGUAUUACUUAACAUAUGGAACUCAAACCUUGUCUUCAAAUUUGGUAAGAAUUCUGUAGUAGGUAUGAAUUGCACAGAAGUGUUUGUUGUUUCCACAAUUAAAAAAGUCCUUACUUUUCUUUCUGUGUAAGAAAGAUUGCUGAAUUAAGCAAAGCAUUGCUAUUCAGGAAAGGUACAUGUUUACAUUAGUUAGAAAGUCUUUAUAGGGGACUAAAUUUAACCCCAUGUGAGGUCAUGUUCAAAAGCAAUACAACUACCUUGCUUUUAAAAUCAGUGUAAUUCUUCUGCAAUUACGGUUACUGAAACUUCUAAAUUUUUUUCUGAGUAAUCUAGGUUGUUAACCCAAAACAGGGUUCAGUCCAAUUUUUCCAAGAUUUCUGUAACAGGCAAGGCAAUUUCCUGUUGUUCUUUAGAAAUGUGUUUUAGUAAAUUAGUUCCAAACUGAUGAGGUUAUAUUUUUAAAUUGCUAUUCCAAUGAAGUAAUCACAUUGGAAAACAUUUAGAAUGGACAGGCAUGGCUCUGGCUCUGCAGAGUUUCCUGGGUCUGAAUAUUAAGUCAAAGUGGAGUCCUGCUGACCUCAGAGAAACUCCAUGAGGCUGCAUGACAGGCUGCAUUUACCUGUAAGUGAAUUGGUUCUUUGUUCUGCUUCCUGAUCACUAUUAGGAACCUUUUGGAGAGUCCUCCAGAUUUAUCUUGUCUGCAUACUUAGGUUUUCUUCCAGUGGAAACCUGGGUAUGGACAAAGGGCUUAGCAGGACAGGAAUUUGUGUUGACCUGUUGUGCACUACAUAUUGUUUUGAUGUUCAAAAUAUGGCCAGAAGGCAGACCUAUAUUGAGGAACUAGAGUUUCCAGUUCCAGUGCUUUAAAAGUAGCUUCAGGCUUAUGGAUAUUCUAGUGGAGUAUGGAAACAAAGACUUAAUGCAUGAAUACUAUAUAUGUUUGUUUCUCUAAUCACAUGGAAAAAGAAUUAGAAGGCAGGUCAGCUUCCUGACUUUAUGAACUUUACAGCCCAAAGGAUGAAACAAAGUCUUUCCAAGGGAUGAUAGUUUCAUAAAAUCAGUAGACUUGUAGCACUUAAAACCAACAAAAAAAACCAAAACACCCUGGUAUUUUGAAAAAAAAAAAAAAAAAAAAAUAGAACACAUGCAUUUAAUUGUAAGUAAAGUUGAUUUAAGAUUUAUUUUCUGAAGCUGAGUGGUCUUGAAAGAAAAAAAAAAUCAAUAAGUAUUUGUCUAUGCAAGACAUAAAUGUCAAAAAUGUGUGAAUUACCCAUUUUUAGGUGCUGUAUUGUUAUUGUCUUUUUGACUUCUGUUACUUUAAUUAGUCUUUUAAACCUUUCAGCCUUAUAUUCAGCUUAGUUUUUAGAGUUGAACAGGCAAAAUGUAGUUUUGAAUUCCUGUUGGAAAUGUAACUAACCUUCAUUCCUUCAUGAAAAUAUCGCAUGUUGAACAAUUAAGUGAAAUGUUUUGGUUUCUUAAUAAUAAAUUCAGGCUCUCACCAGCCCCUAAAAACAACAUAUCCAUGAAAAUGCAGGUUUAAUUGUAGCAUGCAAAUGAUCAAAUCAUCAGCUUUGUGCUGAAUACAUUUUGCUCUUUACUGUUCGGUGUAGCUGAAUAGUAAAGCUGGUUGGUUUUGCCAAACUCAAACUUGGUGUGGACUCCUCCCCAGCACCGCCAUUGGCUUGCUAACCUCUUUCAAAUAGGUUUUGGGUUUAAUUUUUAAGUCCUAAAGUCACUUGAUCAUCCAGUGUAAAGUGUAGAGAGACUGGCACUAAUGUGCUUUUAAGUGAUUGCCCAAGUCAUGUUAUUCGUUAUUUUUUGUCACCUGGAAACAAAAUCUGUUCCUUUUCUGUGACUUAGUUAUUUAGGACCUGCCGAGUGAUUACAGCUUCUUUGCCAGAGAAAAGCAAGGUACAAGAAAGCAGCAAAAUGCCUUACCAACCUUGUAGACUCCUAUAAAGGUACUGACUUCAUAUUAAGCCAGUGUUUGCAGGUCAUGACGAAAGUUGCCCAUAAAUCUUCCCAUGGGUUGUCAACAUUUGGUCUAUACAAUCAACAAUCUUUAAAAUGUGAAAGAACCUUGUAACUUUUUCAUUCCUUAGUUGUUAAGGGAUUUUGAAGUAACUAAUCUAUCAAGGGAUAAAAUUAAAAAUCAGAAUAUGCUUCAUGGAUGACUUAGUAUUUUAUUCUCUGUGAACUGAAAAAGCACAUAUUUAAAGCAAAGCAUUUGCAUUACUUUAACCUUAUCAUUAUUGUUUGGCUGAAAGACAAAUAUGUUUUCAAGAAAUCUUGAGCAUAGUUCCAAACUAGUUAACCAGUUCUUGACCCGAGGACAAUCCUUGGCCUUUUUAUUUGUUUGGGAUUUUGUGUUUAUGCAAAUGAAGAAAAAUAUUUACUAGUUCUUACCAGUAUGGGGAGUUUUAUUGCGCUUGUGUAAUGCAGGAGCAGCUUUGAUGAAAGAAAGAACUAGCAGGUAAAUAGUCCAUCAUGUGUGUGAAUUUGGGGGUUUUUUUUGUUGUUGUUUCAAAAUUGUUAAUUAAAAUGGCAUGGACAUCAAACUUUCAAUAAUGGUUCCAAGCAUAUAUGGUAGUAACUUACUUGAAAAGACUUCCCCUUGUGGAAGUCCCACGUGUUAACUUGUUUAGCUAGAUAGACUGUACUGCAUUUGUAAAGUUACCAUGUUCUAUAGGAUCAGAGAUCUUCAGAAACGAGCAGCCUUUUUAUUGCAAGGUAGCGAUUCCUCUCCAGCAGGAGAUUCAGAUUGUUUCAUCCAGUGUGAGUCUUUCUCAAAGACACAGACAGACAUGGGUGCUCUGAGGAUAAGAUGUACUUCUGCUUAGUAUCGAAGCUUUUUUUUUUAUUAUUCCUCCUCUCAUUUCCCCAGCAUCUGGCAUGGUGCCAUACAAGUGUGUUCCCCAGAACAGGACAGGCCUGAGCCCAGGACACCUGGCUGAAGGGAUUUUGUGCAACUGUGCUGGCUAGAGCUCAUACAGCCUCAUGAGACAGUGCCAAAUUUUUACAGCUUCUUACUUACUCCAGAGCAGGUCCCCAAGGAUUAUGAAUCAUAUUUUGUUUUUAAAGGGUUAAUCUGUGAUUAACUGAGUAGUAUGUGUUCUAGACACAGGCGUAUUUGAUCACUUCUUUGUCUGACAUGAAAUGAGUGCCUGAGAAGACCACCUGGUGAUAUCGUUGGAAAUAAUUUUAACUCCACUGCUGCCAGGGAGCAAUUUUUUCCUUAAUCUGAAGAGAAUACAAAAACAGCCAACCAACCAAAAAAACACAACACUGUAAAGCAGAUUAGUUCACCUAAAUUAUGUCCAGUAUCGUGGAUUCCUAGUCUGUUGGUUUCAAAUUUCCCUGAAAUAUUAAUCCACUUCUUCAAGAAGGCAUUAGAGGAAUUAGAAACAUAGUCCUAAGUAACUGAUCAGCCUGUUUGCUUUUGUGGAGCACCUGUUUACAAAACAGUAAUCCUUUAGAAUGCAUUUCAGGGCUGUUUCUAAAUAGCUCUCUUUGUAGAAAGACAGAACAAUAUCCUCAGUGUUUAAACUAGGGAAAAUAACAGCUAAGGCUGGGAUGCGUACUAGGUACUGCAGUAUUUAUUAAAAAUCCGUAUUUAAAUUAAUGCAAUUGACAGUGUGCAUGGAAUGCAGGAUUAAGCCUGUGGUGUGUUUAAAAAACAAAAUGACAAACCACCAUUGAGAUACCCUACUAAAAUCUGAAAGCAAUGUGACCUUCAUAGGUUGGGUUUGGUUUGUCUUCCUCAUGCAACUAUGAUGUGAUCUACAUCUUAGGAAGUAAUCAGUGAAAAUCUCUUAGGGAUGUUUAUCUUCUCUGGUGAUCUUUGGACUUCUGUGUCACUACUAGCACAAGUCAGAUUAGGCCCAUGGACCUACUCCUGACCAUUUUUCCUAGCACACUUUUAUUGAGUUGAUCACUGAAUCUUAAAUACAAACUGAUGCAUAUACCAAAUGUGAAUGUGGUAAUAAAAUUUAAUUUAGAGACAUAUUUGUUAAGAUCCAAGCAUUUUCAAGUUAGAUUUUUAAUAGUUGUGAAAAAUGUGCAGAUCAUACUUAAGGAAGCUAGUGACUGACUGAGACGCCACUUUUGUUGUGCACCCCCAGAAGCAUUUCACUUGCAAGCUACGAAGCACAGAGACUCUCCUUAAUGUUUUAUUAUUCAUCAGAUUAUGCUGACUAUCUAUUUCUGCGUAGCUCAGCCGAGAACCUUAUUUGGUCUUUAAGAUUUAGGCCACUCACUUUCAGCAGAGGCUGGCACACAGAAGAGACAAAGGGAUUUCCACAUAAGCGAAAUCCAUUACUCCAGAGGUACUGUGUUGUGGUUUUUUUCCUAAGGUACUCAGGAGUGGAUAUGGUUCCAUGGGUGAAAUCCAAAAUAAAGCCAGGAAGGAGAGAGAGAAUAUUUCUGUUACUGGUGUCGCACUGUAUUUUUAUAGUGGAACAAGAAGGUGCGUUUUUUGUUUGCUGGGGGGUUUUCUGAUAAACAAAAGGACUAUUUUGUACAGCUGAUUCUGAUUAACUUUCUUAACUCAGUACUAUAGCUGGAUUGAGACCUGAAAAUCCUUAAAUUAUUUAAGAAGCAUCAUCAAAGGAAACUCAGAUUUUGAGGAACCAGGUUGGCAUUUGUGAGGUAAUACCUGUGCUGCCUUUUCAGAUGGUGGACAAAACAAUACUUCCGACUCACUUGUGAAUUCAAUGACAGUUUAAGCAGCUAUAGAAAUCGUAAUUUUAACUCUGAAAUCCUUUAUUCUGUUUUCAAACAGGUGCUGUUGUAUUCCUGUUCUUUUUUCUUCCCCCUGCCCCAACCCCACCUCCUGCCCUACCCCCCUUCCUUUCUCUCAGAGCUGGCAACAAUUAAUCCUUGAUUACAUACUCUGAACUUUUCCUGUGUCUCUUGAGCUUUUCAACUGUGAAUGGUACUGCAUAAUGACUCCAUAAAUUGCUCCAAGAUUCAAAGCCGGCUUUGCUGGAAAGAGCCCAACAACUUUACAGAACUGAGUUGUGGAUGCUACUAUGAAUCCAGUAUUGGAAUGAUGACUAAAACCAAGCUGUUCUGAGCAUGGAUGCACAAUGUUGAAGAUAAAUAGACCUAAACCAGUUUGUACAUUCUUUUCCCAAA
Apus apus (common swift) is the source of this 18841-nucleotide messenger RNA. It is a transcript of the gene PKNOX1, whose product is annotated as PBX/knotted 1 homeobox 1. The transcript is spliced from 13 exons. Lineage: Eukaryota; Metazoa; Chordata; Aves; Apodiformes; Apodidae. Gene Ontology annotation, biological process: angiogenesis; regulation of transcription by RNA polymerase II. Gene Ontology annotation, molecular function: RNA polymerase II cis-regulatory region sequence-specific DNA binding; DNA-binding transcription factor activity, RNA polymerase II-specific. The record is from RefSeq and is a predicted model, not a curated record. Bases 9301 to 10683 code for a protein of 460 amino acids.